CGUCACCUACCAAAUUCGACAGUGUUUACAGAAAACGGGAUGCCGUGGAGAUUCGAUACGUUAUCGUAUAUGUAAUAUGCAGCCAUGCAGGGACCGGUCUGACUUUCGAGCUAUGCAGUGUAAGGCUUACAACAACAGACCCUACCGAGGACGGCUCUACAAAUGGAGACCCUUCCACGAUCCGGAAGAUCCGUGCAGUUUAACAUGCCAGGCGAAGAGCUUUUUAUUUGUCGCAAAACUAGCCCAUAAAGUUCAAGAUGGCACUCGUUGCCGGAAGGGUUCACUCGAUUUGUGUGUGGAAGGGGUGUGCAUGUCCGUUGGAUGUGAUCUUCAGCUUGGUUCACUGAAGAAGAUUGACGAAUGUGGAAUUUGUGGAGGAAAUGGAACAACUUGUAAACAUCCUGUUUAUGAGUGGUCGGAAACUGACUUCUCACCUUGUUCUGUGACAUGUGGUAGUGGUUAUCAGAUGUCAAGACCCAUUUGCAGGGAUACAGAGACCCAGAAAGAAUUUCCAGAAAGAUUCUGCGACUUUGACACAAGACCCCGACCACAAAUACGAUUAUGUAAUACACAAGGUUGUCCCGCAUUUUGGAUUGCCGAGGACUGGAGUCCCUGCAGUGUCCCCUGUGGCGGCGGAUUCCAAUUCCGCAAUGUACAAUGUGUUCGAGAUUCUUAUAACAGAACAAAUGUGCAGGUUAACCCUGGGUUUUGUUUUCCACCUAAGCCUAUCGACCGGCAACCCUGUAACACUGGGAUCUGUCCUCGUUGGUUUGAAGGUCCAUGGUCUGAUUGUUCAGUAACAUGUGGGCAAGGUUACCAGCAGAGAGCUGUAGUUUGCCGGAACAGUGAGGGGCAUUUAAGUUCAGAAUGUAAACUAAACAUCCGACCUGAAUUAAGAAGAACUUGUGUGAGCCGACUGCCUUGUCCUGUUACUAAACAUCCAGAAACUCAAGACCUUCCGCGCAGUCAGAUUGGCGUUUCCAUAUCGUCACAAACCAAUGAAUCAUCUCGACCGAAAACACAAACGAAGUUCAAGGUAGGCGAAUGGGAACCUUGUAGCGCCACCUGUGGUGAAGGGACGAAACGACGAUCUGUGGAAUGUAUAAUGUAUUUAGAAUUUGCAAAAACUGCUUCUACACUACCUGAUCACGAAUGUCCAGGACCCCGUCCCCCCGGGAAAGAAGUUUGCUUCAUUCAACCAUGUGACAACUAUCGGAAAUCACCCGAGGGAGGGACGUCAAUGAAUCAUCUUGAAGAAUGGAUUCAACAAAAAGCUGGUGGAGCAGAAAGAGGGCUAGGAGACAAAUCGGAGCAUGUGAUCAAGUACUUUUGGAAGAGAUUUGGAAUGUCUUCUUGUAGCGCUUCCUGUUUGGGUGGAACACAGGAGUCAAUGGUUGAAUGUGUUCGUGACUAUGAUGAUGUUGUGGUAGCACCAUAUUUUUGCGAUAUUGAUAAGAAACCGAACACUGUUACACGGACAUGCAACAAUUUUCCCUGCCCACCAAGAUGGAACUUGACGGAGUUUUCCCUAUGUUCCAAGAGUUGCGGAGGCGGAAUUCAGAACCGGAAAGUUCAGUGUAUUCAACAGUUGGGACGUAAAGAACGAGGUUUAAUAGUUCUUCGGAAUAACUUGUGUCCACAACCUCCACCGAGAUCUCAACAAUAUUGCAAUGUUAUCGACUGUCCCGCCAGGUGGCAGGUUGGAGCGUGGAGUAAAUGUUCUCACCUGUGCGGUGGAGGAAUACGAACCAGAAAAGUAAAGUGUGUUAAAGUAAUUCCUUUUGAGAACAAAAUAAACCAACCCCAGUCUAGUUGCCAAGGAGAUGCUAAACCAGUUAUGCAGGAAGUUUGUGGAAUCAAACCUUGUCAAGAAAAAGAUAAAACCAGCAAUGAAGGGCCACCUUACAUCAAGAUUUCAAAGCAAGACUAUAUCCAACAAGAACCAUACAAGAACGUGAAGUUGAACGUUGGAGGCCGAGCGGUUCUUUUAGAAAAAACGACUGUUAGAAUCAGAUGUCCUGUCCAAAGAUUUAACAGAUCACACAUUCGAUGGCAGAAAGAACAGAAGGAUCUGGCAGCGAGUCGAAAAUAUCGUUUUAGUAACAGAGGAACACUUAAAAUAAAAAACAUAUCACUUAUGGAUGCAGGACAGUACACCUGUAGGGCGGGGUCUGUAAAAGCAGAUAUAACCUUAAUUGUCAGACCUUUACCUUUCAAAAACUCGAGGGAAGGCAUAACAGUUGAGGGGUCUAACUUAUUAGGAGAUAGAAAAGAUCCCCACAUUGAAAUUACACAACAAUCCUACACCCAGAGCUAUCCUAAAGAGAGAGUUAACCUCAAGAUUGGUGGCAUUGCUACUCUUUACUCGGGAUCAGAUGCCAAAAUUCGUUGUCCAGUAUCAGGUUACGAUAGGUCGCUAGUACAGUGGUUUAAAGGAAAUAUGAGGUUAACGCAAAAGAACAAGUAUAAAAUCUCACCUACUGGUGCAAUGACCAUCAAGUCACUGAGAUUAGAAGACAGCGGCAAGUACACAUGUGUAGCUGGUUCAUCUAAAGCUGACAUGAUCAUAGACGUUAAACCAGUUUAUUCAAAGUUUUCUCAUGACGUGGACCGGACAGUAGAAAGACCAGAAGUUUCAUCAGAAUACAGUCACGAGGACAAUGGUCACGGGAUAACAUCGUCAGCGGUGGAUGAUACUAAAAGUCAUUUCGAUUUCAGACCUAGGGUUAAUAAUCCAGAAGCGAGACUUCUUGCGAGAUUUUUUCCCGAUGAUGAGAGCUACGAAAAAUCGUAUUAUGAGAUUUUGAGAUCACAAAGCUCGACUGGUUCCUCCAAGCUUCCACCUUCAUCUAACUCUUCUCUCGCACCUACGAAACCAACACACAUAACAGAAUUUGACUCAUGGGAGCUCCACCAUGGUGGUAGACCAGGUUUUGAUAUAGGACGCAAGGAAAUAUACGAAGGAGUAACUCGAGAAGAUGAGGAAGAAUUCGAUAAUGAAUCAUCCAGACAAACAGAUGGUCACUCGUUUCCUCGAUUACAAAGUUUGUUGGAAAAUAUGUCAAAAGUUUGGGGAAAAUCGAAAGAUUCUUUGAAUAGACGUGUUUUCAUAAAAGAUCAGAAAGAAAAUCGAAACUUAAACCAAAUAGCUAAGGAGGGAGGAAAGCAGCUUUUCGAAAGAGAAUGGUCUGAAACCUUAAAGUUUGAAUGGUUUAUCACUCCUUGGUCUACAUGUUCAAGGACUUGUGGAGAGAAAGCACUUCAGACACGUUCCAGUCAGUGUCUGUUAAAAAUUGAUAAUAAGCAAGAAAACCACUCCAGGGUUGUCGAUCACAAACUCUGUGUUAAUGCCGGACUCGAACCUCCACUCUACAUUAGACACUGUGCAAUACCUGAGUGCCCUCGAUGGAAAAUUGCAGAAUGGUCGGAGUGUUUGGACAUCAGCUGCACAAGCUUAUACACAGGAAAACAACACAGAGGGAUAAGCUGUUCUUUUCCCAACGGAACCAAAGUGUCCGACAGUAAUUGUGUUGAAAACGAGAAACCUAUCAUAUCUCGAGAAUGUUACAACCCUCAGUGCGUCGGGGUGUGGAAGGUUGAACCGUGGUCAGAGUGUAAUGCCGACUGCGGAAAGAUCGGCUUUAAGAACCGUAUAGUAAGGUGUGUGUGGCCGCGGACAGACAAACUGGCGGGAAAUUCGUGUAAACCUGAAGCCAGACCAUCAGUGAUGGAACACUGCACGGGACCGCCCUGUUUGUCAGGAGACAACUGUCCGGACAAGUCCAAGUACUGCGGGCUGGCCAAAAGGCUUAACAUGUGUAAAUUGGCUCACUAUCGAAAUCAGUGUUGUCGUUCGUGCACGCAAAGAUAGAAUCAAUGAGGACUGUGUAUUUUAAAGCAGUCGUUUAGAUAUCAUUUUGAAGUAAAAAAAAAUAGAUAGUCCGUGUAGUGUACAUACAGCUAUAAAUCAACUAUUUAAUUUUGACAAUAAAUACUGUAGAUUUAAUAUUAUUACUAGUUCUCUAAUGCAUGUCAGUUAUUACAUUACUCGAUACAAAAAACUAUUUAUUAACUGAGAACUUAUACGAAUAAUUAGAUCUGUAUGGAAUCUAGGCUCUAUAUUAACAAUUAGACCAAAGUUUACUAGUAAUCGAUUCAUUUUUUGGAAAGCGUAAUUUAAUUAUUAAUAACAAUACGAACUUAAUUAUUUGAACUAUUUAACAAACGCUUAAGAAUCGUGGGGACUCCACCUUCAGUAAGUUAAAGAUACUAAAAAUACACCAAAAA
Limulus polyphemus (Atlantic horseshoe crab) is the source of this 4287-nucleotide messenger RNA. Its product is annotated as ADAMTS-like protein 1. The record is from RefSeq and is a predicted model, not a curated record. Lineage: Eukaryota; Metazoa; Arthropoda; Merostomata; Xiphosura; Limulidae. Gene Ontology annotation, molecular function: metalloendopeptidase activity. Gene Ontology annotation, cellular component: extracellular matrix. Gene Ontology annotation, biological process: extracellular matrix organization. The coding region runs from base 77 to 3871 and encodes 1264 amino acids. The transcript is spliced from 17 exons.